Molecule: messenger RNA, 1354 nt
Organism: Striga asiatica
Lineage: Eukaryota; Viridiplantae; Streptophyta; Magnoliopsida; Lamiales; Orobanchaceae
Source: the annotation of a GenBank genome assembly
CUGCAAAAUUCCCACUUUCUCUCUCUACCCUUUCCAUAAUCGCCCCUCCCUCUUCAUCUCUAAUAAUAGUCAUCGCCGUCCCUGAAACCCUAGAAAUCCGAUCACACCCCUCAGGAUCUCCGAUUCCAGGUGGAGUUGUGAUCCUAGGAUUUCCUCGUAUUCAACUCCGUUAAAAGAAGCCCUAUUUUUUCCCGUCGGUACUUCUCCUGUCUGAAUUUACGUUCGAGUACCUCCUGGAUCUGACCCGAUUCCCUUUCACUUCGUCGUUUAACCCCAAAUGGGUAGGGUUUUCAGGGACGCCUCGAAGCCCUCUUCCUCGCCGGAGCCGGUGACGACGUCCACGUCGACGACGGAGACCAUCAAUGGAUCUCACGAGUUCAAGAUCACGGGGUAUUCAUUGUCGAAGGGAAUGGGGAUCGGGAAAUACAUGGCGUCUGAUACGUUCAUUGUCGGCGGGUACACAUGGGCGAUUUACUUCUAUCCGGACGGGAAGAGCGUGGAGGAUAAUGCGACUUAUGUGUCGCUUUUUAUUGCGCUCGCGAGUGAGGGAACGGACGUGAGGGCGCUUUUCGAGCUGACUCUUCUGGAUCAGAGUGGGAGGGAGAGGCACAAGGUUCACAGUCAUUUCGGAAGGGCGUUGGAGAGUGGACCCUACACUCUUAAAUACCGAGGCAGCAUGUGGGGCUAUAAGCGAUUUUUCAAAAGAGCUGCUUUGGAGACUUCUGACUAUUUGAAGGAUGAUUGUCUUCAUGUUCAAUGUUGUGUUGGCGUUGUUAGGUCUCACACAGAAGGACCUAAGAUCUACUCUAUACCAGUACCCCCAUCAGACAUUGGCCAACAUUUUGGGAAGCUGCUGGAAAGCGGAAAAGGAACUGAUGUGAACUUUGAAGUUGAUGGAGAGAAUUUUUCUGCUCACAAAUUAGUGCUUGCAGCUCGUUCACCUGUGUUUAGAGCACAGUUGUAUGGGCCAAUGAAGGAUCAGAACACACAAUGUAUAAAAGUUGAAGACAUGGAAGCACCACUUUUUAAGACGGACGGGUUUGAGUAUUUGAAAGAAAGCUGUCCUCAUGUUCUGACUGAGUUGUUAGAAUAUGUUGCAAGGAUUACUGAACACUCCAUAGCUGUUGGAAAGCCAGGAACUGAAGGUAUUUUGGAUGGUAGUGAUGUCAAUGAACUUGAAAACGCAAAGGAUCUUAUUUUGACAAGAUGGUUCACCUCAAUGGAGAUUGGUUGUAAUGCCGUAAUCAGAAAAUUCCAAAACAAAGGCAACUCAAAUUCGAGAUACAAAGACUCACGCGUCCACAGAAAACUUUUAGAAGAAGAAGAAGAAGAAGAUGAAGACGGUGCAGGAUAA